UUUUUUCUUUUAAAUAAAAGAAGCCUUUUUCGCAGACAACAAAAAUAAAACGAAUCGGACCUUUUCCCGAUCCAUAACCCGUAAUUCUCCCCUCACUCCGUCUCCUCCCGAUCUCCUCUGCCAUCAUCAAAUUGAUUAUCCCGGCGAAAUCCCCACCAUUUACUUUCCGAGCGACUUCUUUUAAGGUACCGAACACUCUGGUUGUCAAGAAUCAUGUCUUCCCCGGCUGAGAAUACACAGCUUGCAUCUCAUUUGUUUGAUGAACUUCUAGGCUCUAUAAUCAUGGAUGUUUCAUCUGAGUGUCACCGAAUUGCAAGAUUAGGGCUUGACAGAAAUUUAGAUGAUGAAGAAGAAGAACUAAAGCUAUCAGCACAAGCUAGGGCAAGAGUAGCAGAUCCAAGCAAUAGUGAAGCAAAUAGCAAAUAUGUUGUUGACAUUUUUGGUCAAACUCAUCCUCCUGUAGCCACUGAAAUAUUUGAUUGCAUGAACUGUGGUAGAGCUAUUGUUGCUGGAAGAUUCGCACCUCAUUUGGAAAAAUGCAUGGGGAAGGGGAGGAAGGCGCGUGUCAAGUCAACAAGAAGUAGUACAGCUGCUGCUGCACAUAAUCGGUAAUCAUGUUAGAAACACAAUCAAUACAAUACAACUUAGUACUGAUAAAUUUCACUAGUUUUCAACUCUCUAUACUUAUAUGAUAGUUUUGAUUUUUGAAACACAAUCGAAGCCUCUAAGUUAGCAUGAUUAAGGUAAUAUGAUGUUAUAUUUUUUCUAAUUUUUGUUUAAACGUGUGCUUUUUGGAUCGGUAUAUUGGUGGAUGUAUAUUAUGAAGGGGUUUUGUUAGUAUAAAUACGUAAGGUAUAAUGGUCUUGUUA
Messenger RNA from Lactuca sativa (garden lettuce), 869 nucleotides. Its product is annotated as SAGA-associated factor-like protein. The record is from RefSeq and is a predicted model, not a curated record. NCBI's taxonomy places the organism in Eukaryota, Viridiplantae, Streptophyta, Magnoliopsida, Asterales, Asteraceae. Gene Ontology annotation, cellular component: SAGA-type complex; DUBm complex.